ACAGCCACGUGUUUUUGAGCAGUGUUGACCGUGUAUAAAUAUUCGAUGUAUUUUAUAUUUGUUCAGUUAAUAAUUAAAUAACCAUGGGACAAAUAAAGGAUAUCGAUAUGGAAGAAAAUUCUGAAAAGAAAUCAGAUGUGGGUGAAGUAGAACCACCCAAGAUAAAUCCGAAGAAAAGGAAAGGCAGUUAUAAGGAGAAGCUUCUGUUAAUGAAGAAACAAAAAUUGUUAUCUGGUGAGGAUAAUGUUUUGGCUGAAGCUCAAGAACCAGUGCAGAAGGAAAAUAAACCAAAUUAUGCUCUAUACAAGCAGCCCACUGCAGAUGAAUUAAAUCAGUUGCGUGAAACUGAGAACUUAUUCAAUUCCAAUAUAUUUCGCCUGCAAAUCGACGAACUUCUGGGUGAAAUUAAAGUGAAACCGAAAUACGAAAAGUUAUAUGAUUCGUGGUUUGAGACAUUCAAGGAAUCUUUUAAAACCAUCACCGAAUUAGACACAAUUCCAUUGGUUAAUUUCAAGAAUGUUAAAGGUAAGAAAUUGAGCGCUCAGCAGAAGUUUAUCAAUCAGACAGUAAAGGAUUUGAAUCAUGAACUUUUUUCGAAACCUCACGAUCUUUCCAUGAAAUUUAAUAAGCCGGUUAGCGUAACACGUAUGGCUAAAUAUAAUUGUAUUUCGAGUAAAGAGUUGAAAUACAAUCCUAGUAUUUGCUUGGCUAUGCCUAAAGAAACGUUCUCACCAAAGAGCGAUUUCUUGUAUAAUAAUUAUGCCAUCAAGAAGUAUCAUUAUAUGGUUUAUGUUAUGCAACAUAUCAAGAGUUUGGAUAUCGUGAAAGAGGUGAAAAUCGAGAAUUAUUUUGGUAAUUAUUGGAUGCCAAUUUUGACGAUUGUGCCCAGCAAUUCCGAAAAGAUAACCAUUAAUUUAUUUGUGGUUCCUGAAGAGAAUACAUUUAAAAUUAAACGCUUCCUUCCGCAUAAUAAUAACAUUAAGAAAAAUAUUCUCACCGACAUGUUUGAAGACGUUAAAGUCGAAGAUUUCACUAAUGAAGGUACAUAUUUGCAUAAUUCGAUAAUUGCUCAUGACACUGGUUUAUUAUUGAAUAAUUCCACAAUUGAGGAGAAUCUGCGAGGAUUGCAGAAUAUACAGGAUGGUAUUAAACUUUUGAUGGUAUGGCUGAAGCAGAGAAAGCUGAAUGAAACCUAUGCUGGUUUCACAGAUGAUUUGUUGGUGUAUCUGAUAGUGUAUUUAAUUCUUAAGAAGAAAAUUACUAAACACAUGAGCUCUUACCAAGUAAUAAGAAUCUUCUGGUUCUUUUUGAGCUCUACUCAAAAUCUCCUAAGUAUUGCAAAUACCGUUAAAUUAGAGGAUUUAUCGAAUUUCAAGGAGUUUUCGCAUUUCGUUUUGGUGGAUGCGACUGGAUGUCUGAAUGUCGCUGCAUUCCUUGAUUCUGAAGUCUUCAUCAAAGUAAAAAACGAGGCUGCUUUGGCGGUGAAGAAUUUGGACAAUAACAGGUUCAACACAUUCACCACCUUGUUCAUAUCCAAGAUAACAUUUGCGAUCCAGUAUGAUGCCCUUCUAAAAAUCAAAGACGAUAGCAAUUUCUCAUCUGUGUUCGAUGGUUGCGAUACAACGAAUCGAUUUAAGUACUUUGGUUUCUACGAAAUGUUAAUCAGGAAACGGGUGAUGGACAAUCUGAAGAUGGGAUUAUCGAACAGGGUGUUGGAAAUCGUUCCAAUCUUAGCAGAGAGCACGAUGGAUAAACUAGUAUUUGGAAUUAAUCUGAAUCCGGAGACGUGCUUGGACGUUGUCGUCAAAGGUCCCAAACAGUUUGACGCUGAUGCGGCUAAGUUCAAAGAAUUUUGGGGACCGUUGGCCGAGUUAAGAAGAUUUAAGGAUACUUCCAUUUAUGAAGCAGUAUAUUUUGAUGAUGCAAAAACCAUUCAAGAUAAAAGGCAUAUCUUUAAAAAGAUUAUCAAAUACGUGCUCAAAGAAAAGAUGGGACUGAAAUAUACGCUCAAUGGGGACGAAAUGGAGAAAAUUUUAAAGAUCGACAAUAUUGUAGCACCGUUUCCCAGUGGUUCAAAUGAAGAGGCGACGUUAAAGAUAAAAGCCAUACAUUACGACAUGAGUAAAAUGCUUAGAGAUCUGGCAUUGCCUUUGCCGGUUACAGCGAUUCAAGGCCUCUCAAAUGUUUACAGUUAUACAAUGUGCUAUCCACCUAUUCCAACAAAUACCACUUUCAAUAAAUACAAUGUCGAGAGUACUAAGGAAUCGCACAGUCUGCUGUUAGGAGAUCUUUUAAAUGCCAAGCAUUUGCCGAAUUACAUAGAGCCGGUGGAAUGUGUCAUUGAGUUGGGAAUGCACUCUAAAUGGCCAAGGGAAUUGGAGCCAAUGAGAGCAAUGAAAAUGUUGUUCCUUUUUGAGAUGUCCGAUCUUCUUUGGAAGGAGAAGCAUGUGAGGUCUGCUGUUCGAGAGGAAUGUUGCAUUGAUAUAUUUUACGAAGGAUUGGUGUUCAGACUGUGGUUACAUCAUCCUAAAGAAAUAGGCUACCUUAUGCGUAAUGUUUCCGCUGACGGCGUCGUUUACUUUAAAGACUCCAGAGAUAGUUUGCACGUUGAGUCCAAAUUCAAAGUACUACCAAAAAUAAUUGGCGCUCUUAAUGGGAUUCAUCAAGAAUCUCCGAGCUUCGGUCCAAGCACGUGUCUGAUAAAAAGAUGGAUCAGGGCACAAAUGUUGGACGAAUCGCACAUUCCCGACGUGGUUAUAGAUCUAUUGAACGCUUCCUUAUACUUAACUCCGGAGCCAUUUUCUGUACCAACAUUGCCGCAGGUCGGCUUCAUCAGGUUUCUUAAAUUCAUCUCCGAAUUUGAUUUCAACAUGCAGCCUGUCGUCGUCAAUUUCAACGACAAUUUAACAAAUGAGCAAUUAUACGAAAUGGACGGUAACUUCCAAAACAACCGCGCAGAUUUCAGAGAUCUGCACAUCAUCACGCCUUACGACGAAGGAACCUCAAUCUUUACAAGGGAAUCCCCGAAUAAGGAUAUUAUCAGGGUGUUGCAAUUAUUGGCCCAAGCUACUUAUAAGCAUCUUACAGAUUGCAUAAUCUCCCAGGACUCGUUCAAAUUCAAGAGCGUAUUGGUGCCAAACAUAUCCGAGUACAAUUUAAUAAUUCACUUGGACGCGAAAUGCGUAUUGAAAUAUUUACAAAAAAUUGACUGCACUUCCACAAACGUAAUUAAGAUCGAGGAAUAUAAACAUGAUGCACGCACUAAAAUUCCUGUAGUUGGUUUCGAUCCAAUUCAGAUUUACUUAAAAGAACUCAGGAAAAAUUACGGCGAUUUCGCAUUAUUCUUUUACGAUUCUUAUGGAGGCUACAAAAUUGGAGUUUUGUGGAGGAAAAAGUCUCUGGAAGAGAAUGAUUUUAAGAUAUUGAAUGUGCCUGCAAGACAAAUCAAGGAUGGGAAACUACAGUUGAACAUUGCAGCAUUAAUUGAGGAUUUCAAGUGCUUAGGAACUCAUUGUGUAAAAAGUGUACAAAAAAUAAAUUGAUUUUAUAAUUAUAUAUUAAAUAAAAAUAAAAGAAAAAUCAGUGCUUAAUCAUGUAUAUGAGGCUAUCAAAACUAGUACAUA
Messenger RNA from Nicrophorus vespilloides, 3623 nucleotides. It is a transcript of the gene Mat89Ba, whose product is annotated as nucleolar protein 6. NCBI's taxonomy places the organism in Eukaryota, Metazoa, Arthropoda, Insecta, Coleoptera, Silphidae. The coding region runs from base 84 to 3542 and encodes 1152 amino acids. Gene Ontology annotation, biological process: tRNA export from nucleus; rRNA processing. The record is from RefSeq and is a predicted model, not a curated record. The transcript has 9 exons. Gene Ontology annotation, cellular component: small-subunit processome; UTP-C complex; CURI complex.